UCGACUGGCCUUUAGAUGCUCUUUGGCGGUGGGCGCCGCUUGACUUGCCAGACUCUCCAGGCCGAGUGUGUGUGUGUGUAGUGGUUGUGCUAGCAGAGCUGUUGCAGAAACUAACUGGGAAAACACAAGAUAGACGCGUGUGCGGCGAGCAGUAGCUAAAUUGAACUGAAGUGAACAGAAAAUAUUUACACAAAAUAAUAGAGAUACAACUUCGGAAAAGCAAGCAUACAACACACCGGGACUCCGCAAUACGGGUUUUUUAUUUCGUCUACUCUUCCGUACCUGGGCAGAGAUUUAGAUUUAUCGCCUCCUCCACCCACUACUUCAUCAUCGACAUCACCAGUGCUGUUGUUGUUGCUGUCGUUCCGCCUUCGCUCUCACGUAAUCCGCCCCCGCACCACCUCGCCCGUCGGCCAACCGGCCCACAAACUAACUGACUGAUAGACCAAAAAUCGAUUAGCGGACUCUCUUCCUCUUCAACAUCUUCGGCAUUCGUGUGUGCGUUGCUUUGCGUUACGUUACGGUUACCGUUACGUCGCCCGCGCGUGUGUGUUGGUGUGUGAGCAAGGUGUGGUGUGUAUAGAAAAUCGAUUGGCAAUUUGAACCGAAGAGCGCUAUCGUCGCCGCAGUCGCCGCGUGUGUGCCGUUACGCGAUUUUCAACAGCAGCCGCGCAGUAAUAUUGCUUUUAUUUUUUUGCCUGUGAGUCCUCCUAAGUGAGUGCGAAAGAGAGAGAGCGAGAGUGAGCUCUCUAAAACCUCUGCAGAAAAUAAAAAGGAAAAGAAAAACACCGGACAUGGAUAAAUCAGCGGCCACGAACUCGGCCACUGCCGAUGGCCAAAACGAGGCAGCAGCAGCAGCCGCCGCCGCAGCAACAGCAGCUGGGUGUGGCAGCAACAACAGCAGCAGCACCAGCAGCAGCAACAACACUGCAAACAGCAAUAAUGCACUGCAGCGUUUGGCAACAACAACAAGUGCCGUUGUGGCAUCCCCGAUGACGAUCAACCUGAACAUCAGCACCACCACCGGCGGCAAUUUCGGCGUCAGCGUCGAGCCGCACAUCAGUGUCGAGAGUCUGAAGAAGAUCAUCGCCAAGAAGCUGAAGGUGGCCAAGGAUCGCAUCUGUCUGCUGCACCGGGAAAAAGAACUGCAGGAUGGCACGCUCAGAGAUCACAACUUAAUGGACGGUUCCAAGAUCAUUUUGAUACCAAACGUGGAAACUGGUUUAUUGGCUCAACGUCCGGAGAACACGGUUAUGCAAGCGCUGGAAUCGCUUAACGACGCACAGGUUAAUGAUUUUCUCAGCGGCAAGACACCGCUCAACUUGAGCAUGCGCCUCGGCGACCACAUGAUGCUCAUCCAGCUGCAGCUGAGCACGGUUAAUCCGGCGGGCGGCGGUGCUGCCACAGUGGCCCCAGUCGCCGGUGGUGCGAGUGGCUCAAGCAUCAACGCAGCGGCAAGCACAACAUCAACGGUGCCUGUAAUGCCAGCUGGGACUGGCUGUUCCGGCGCCAACUCCACAUCAUUGUCUUCGUCGGCGGUGCUGGCGGCGGCGGCCGCUGGAGUAGGCGGCAGCACUGGAACCAGUGGCUCCGGCACUUCCUCAUCCUCAUCCUCAACGUCAUCGUCAUCCUCUUCGUCUUCGUCUUCGUCGAGAACCCGCUCUUCUGGCCAGCGAUCGAGUGGAAGAAUCGGACAUGGCCACGUGCACAGCCAUCAGCAUCCGAGUCUGCAUGCUGCGAACUGGCAUGGCUUUAGUCACGGACAUGGACAUGGUCACAGCCACGGAAACGGGCAUGGACAUCAUCAUCAUCACCAUCACCACCACCAUCAUCACCAUCAUCAUCACAACGCUUCGGCAGUGGCUGCGGGCAGCGGUGGUGGGAUGUCCUCGCUGCGCAAGAUGUACGGCGAUUUGCCCAGCUCGUCUGGAGCAUCUGGCUCUGCUCCAGCAACUGGCACUGGUCAGUCCCAGAGCUCGUCAACGCUAAACGGACCCGAUCUCACCAAGCUGCUAAUUAAGGGCGGCAUUCAGAAUAUCGUGAACAGCUUCGCUCUGAAGGAUGCCGGCGCCAAUGCUCGUCCUGUGGCCAAUGGAGGAUCCGGAUCGAGUCCAGGGAAGCCUGUGUUAGAGCAGUCGCCCAUCAAGUCGCUGUCGAAUCUCGUGUCCAGUCCCAUCAAGAUGACAACUAUCAAAAACAUUCCCCUGCCCACGACGGCUGCCACAAGUUCCAGUUCGAGCUGCAACUGCAGCUCUGCCGCCCCCAGCUCAUCCUCGUCCACUUCCAGUGGAGCCUGCGCAACCGGUGGCUGCCAGCAGGAUCCGAUAGCGGCCAAGCUGACCUCGUGCUUGUGCACGCGACUACCCACACCGUCAGUGGCUCCACCGGUGGCCACUUUGGUGGCGCCUGCUCCGGUGGCCAGAUCCGGAUCUACCAGCUCACCUAGCAAGUGUCCCGAAUCGAGUUGCAGUGGAGCGAAUGCCGGAUUUGCAGCUCGUUCGACUCUUGCGGGCACAAGAGUCACCUUCUCUGGCAAUUCGAUGCUGCACAAGACGGGCAAUAAUCGCAUCACUAGAACCAAGCAUCGUCACUACCACGGGCAGGGCCACGGUCAUGGACAUGGAAAUGGUCACAGCAGCAGUAGCAGCAGCAGCAGCAGCAGCAGUAGUAGCCACUUUUUUAAUCACGCCUGCGCCGGCAACCAGCCAUCGGUUAACGCAGCCGCCUUUGCUACAAGCUCAUCAUCGUCUUCCUCGUCCCCGUCAUCUUCCUCCUCUUCCCCCUCGAAGCGUCGCAAGCUGGAGCAGGGAAUGGGAGCAGGAGCGGUAGGAGCAACGGCCGCAACCGCAACAGCAGCGGCAACGGUGGCACUACCAGCCAGCACCAGCGCCACAACCGCAGAGCCCGAUGACUCGCUGCUGGGUGUGUCUGAUACUAGGACUCUCGCUGAGGCAUCGAGAAAUCUUACCCAGACAUUGCGUAAACUCUCCAAGGAGGUGUUCACCAACAAGAUCGAUUUAUCCGGAGCCGGCGUGGUGAGCAGCGGUCGCAGCUCAAGCAGCGGUGCCACCUCGAGCGGAGCAGCCAGUGGUGAGGAAGCACCGCGCAAGAGCGGAUCGGGAGCCGUGAUCGAGUCUAUGAAGAACCAUGGGAAGGGGAUCUACUCUGGCACCUUUUCGGGCACACUCAAUCCGGCACUACAGGAUCGCUUUGGACGACCCAAACGCGACAUCUCAACGGUGAUCCAUAUUCUCAACGAUCUGUUGAGUGCCACACCGCAAUACGGACGUGGUGCACGCAUUAGCUUCGAGGCCCCGACCACUGGAUCGGUUUCGGGAUCUGGUUCGGGAUCCGGCAGCAGUGGAUCUUCCUCGACUACUUCCUCUGGUAGCGGGCUGCAUCACGGAUCGCGUAGCAAAAUGUACUCCUCCAAGCACCACAACUGCGCCAAGUGCAACAGCCGCGCCCAGCAGCAACAACAGCAGUCGGCGACUCUGGCCUCUGGUAGCGGAGGUAGCUGCUCUUUCCGUGACUGCCCGAGCUACCACUCCUCCUCCGCUGCCACCAAGGCUUCCACCAGCUCGAAGUCAUCGUCGCAUAGUUGCUGCCAGACUGCUGAGGCACCCAGCUCUAUGACCAGUCAAUCCAAUGGAUGCACAUGUCGCUACCGCCGCGAUGAUGGACAGGGCGAACGGGAGCGUGAGCACACAUGCCAGAAGUGCACCGUGGAGCUGGCCAACAUGAAGACCCGCUCAAAAAUGGAUCAGCUGCGCUUGGUGAUGCAGCAGCACAAGCAGAAGCGGGAGGCGCGUAAACUGAAAAGUGGUCCCUAUGCCACAGCCGCCUCCGCAUCCGCGGCGGACAGUCUCUCCUCCAUCGCCGCUGGUGGAACAGCUGCUGUUCCGAUGGGCGCGGCCGCACAGUACAGCGCCGUGAGCGCCCUGGUGGCUACGCCCCUGCAACCAGCCGCUGUGCCCGUUCAGACGGGGAAAGCUGCACCCGCGAACAGCAUCACUGGCAACAGCAGUAACGCCAAUGUCAACGGCAAUACUUCAACGGCACCUGCAACAGCAGCAACGUCAGCAGCAGCAGCACCAACAGCGGCGCCGCCCAGCGAAGUGUCCCCGAACCACAUUGUGGAGGAGGUGGAUACGGCGGCCUAAAGGCAGCAGCACCAUCAGCUAGAGCCACCACCAGCCCCGCUGACUUUAUCCUAUUUUGUAGCAUUUACUAGUUUACGCAGCAGCAACAAAGAACGAAGAGCAAACAAAAGAUGAAGAUGAUGAUGAUGCGCAGGAUCCAGUAGAAGCAGAUGAUGGGCAAACAAAAGAAACUAGAACCACAACUAAAGCUUAAAUUAAUCUAGAGUUAGUGCAUAACAACACCAAUUCUUCUGUUCGAACACCCGCUCGUUUGGGUUUCCCACCUCCACGAUGGGGCAAAAUGGAAAUGGAAGCGCCCGGAAAUUCGAUAAGCUGUUAAAUUAAUUUUAAGUCCCUAAAACACACCCACUUCGGUGCAAGCCAAUAUUUCGUUGGGAGCAAAUGAAGUGAAUGAACCAGCUUCUGGAGGCGAAAUCCUUUAAUGUUUUUGUAAAUUAAAUUUAGUGAAAUUUUUUGUGUACAUCCCAGGCGCACGCUAUGCCGUGCAAUUCACAAUUUGAAUCGUUAGCAACCAGCAGCGUGAGCGGAACGGAAAUAGAAAUGUAUGAAAAAGGAAAAGAAAUUCUUAUAAUGGAAAUGAUUAAUAUAGAACUCAAUGUAAAACACACACACAGACUAUGCUGAAUGAUUUGUAAGCCAAAGCGGUGGCAAAUUUUGGUAAACUAAAAUGGAAUUUAGAUUUAAUUUUAGAUACACCAAAUCAAAUCUAAUACAACACACACGAUCACACACACACACACCUGGCUUUGGCAGCUUUAUGUUAUGUUUAACUUUAAUAACCGACGGCGGGCUGAAUGAAAAUCUGCACCAGCGACUGCGAUGUGGCGCUUUAACCUAAUUUGCCUUAAUAGAAAAUCGUUUUUCACCUAUUUUUUUUUAUAUAUACUUUAUCACCAAGAAUGUGUUUCGAAACGCGCCGGUAAAGACGAGCGACGAAUUGAAUUUUGUUCACCUACACCUAUACUAUUGAAUUAGUUAGUAAGACUAUGUUUUCUAUUCAUUUUGCAAUUAUCAUUACACUUAUAAUUACCAAUUGGAUUAGUUAAGUUGCGCAAUGGAAGCGUCUGAGAAGCAGAAAGUAACGCAAACGUAGUUGUAUAGUUUUAAUUUAAGCCCAAGCAAUUACUUUUUUUGUCCUACACUUACUAUUAUAACCCAAUUCAACAAAUGCAAUUAGAUCUAGGCGAGUUUAACUUUUAAACUUUUGAGUUGGUUUCAUUUGUCUUUGCCUCGUGUGCACCACAACUACUUGAUUUCAAUAAAUGUUUAGUAAAUGGUUUAGUUAACUAAUUUUGUUUGCUUAUUAUUUUGUCGGAUUUUUGGUUACCACAUUUAUUUCAGCUUUUUGUCGGGCUGCGUCUUGUGCAAUACAACAUAUAUAAACAAAACAACACUCGUAAACGAAUGAGAGAACGAAUGAGCAAGUGAACAUCAGGAUUUUGAUUUGAUCGACUCUUUAGAAAUGAUGUGCCAAUUGCAAAUACAAAUACAUGUGCGUAUAUAUGUGGAACCCUAGUAAGAAUUGUAAAUUAUAUAAAUAGAUAUAUAUAUAUAUAUAUAUCUAUACAUAAAUAUAUCCUCCCCUCUCUCACACACACACUCGACACGCGAGGAGUAUCCAACUAAAAAAACAUUUUAUCUAAGAAAAUCCGAACUUGGCACACAUUUAGCAUGUGUUUGCAAGUCGUAGCUAUUUAGUGAUAAGUCAAAUUAUGUGCAAUUUAUACAAAAGUUUUGUUUAUGUUUCUAUAGUUUUCCCUCUAACACCCUACGUAUAUAUCUAUUCAUAAAGCUUUCCAUCUAUAUCUACAUAACGAAUUCAGUAGUUAUAAUAGCAUUAGGAGACACAUAAGUUCGAUGUACGAUAACAAAUAUAGGAUUAGGCUUAGGCGAAGGGCACCAGAAGCAGGAUAUAUAUGGAUAAGAAGGGAGAAAUGAAGGAUCAUUGGAAUGUGGAAGGGAAAUGACGGAGGAACUCUGAGAAUGGACAUGGAUGAUGACAUUGGGUGGCUUUGUAUGGGCAUUAAUUUGGUUCAGAUGGGAUUUCGGUUAGAUUGAUUGAUUGAUUCGGACUCGGUUGGAUAAUUUCAGCAUAUCUGCGUGAUUUUCUAACAAGUACAAAAACACAAACGAUGAGAUUUUUUACAUAUAUAAUAUAGUUCAAAUAUUUACACGCCCCCAAUUCACUCGAUAAGAAAUUGAACCGAAAACAUAUGCGCAACAUUUGCUGAAAACGAAAAACACACAAACAAUUAUAAGAUCUAUGUGAAAAACAAAUUUUGAAUUGUAAACUAAAUUAAAUUUUUGUCACAUUUAUUUUGAAUAGUUAAAAUUUAUCCAAAAAAAGCCCCAAGCCCAAAAAAAAAAUCGUAGAUAUACUCACAAUAAUAUAAAUACAUAUAUACACAUAUAUUUUGGAAUCGACAUUUUGCAUCUUUUUUGUUGACGUCUUCAUAAUCUUUAAAGAGAUUAUUAUUAAAUUAAUGAAAUUAGCUAAAUUAUUACAGGCCCUUGAGCUAAGUAACAGUUGAAAACAUCUAACUGAAAAAAUUAAAAUGUUUCUCCAGUCACGUUCCCCACAAAAAUGAACAAAAGAACUAAGUGAAAAAUGUAUAAAAACGAUGUAGAAGAUCCUGAGUAUUGGAGAAAAUUUCAUAUAAUAACCAAUAGGACUUAAGUGGGUUCGGAUCGAACGAACUUAGAUCAAUUUUAAUGCAAGCUUCUUCAGAACUUUAAGGCAACCAAAAGAUAAAUGUCUCUAUCUCCAGAAAUUGGAACUUUAAAAACCGAUACAUAAGCGCCAUCAAAAGUUUGAAAGCAAGCAGAGUUGUAUGGAAUAAAUUUCAAUGGCGGAAAUGAAUGCAGCGGAAAUGCCGCCGACAUUUUUUUUUUUUGGAAAGUGCACAUUAACACACACGCAAUUAAAAAAGAACGUACGAAUAUGAUGCAAAUUUGAUGGGAAACUUGUUCGCCAUAUGAAAUCUAAUUUUUAUUGUUGUGUGUAAUGAUUAAAUAUUACUUAUAUACACGAAUAUAUAUAUAUACAUAUAUAUAUGUAUAUAUAUAUGCAUAUACAUAUAGACAUACACACAUUGCCAUAGCCAAAAGAUGGAAGAACGAACUUGAAGAAGUUGGGAAUCAAUUUCUAACAAUUGCAUGUAUAAAAUGAUACAAAGUAAGCAAAUGAAACAAUGCAAGUAAAAGUAUUCGUCAAUAAACAUUAUUUCCAAACACAG
This is a messenger RNA of Drosophila melanogaster (fruit fly), 7399 nucleotides long. RefSeq names its product stuxnet (gene stx). Gene Ontology annotation, cellular component: nucleus. The coding region runs from base 795 to 4163 and encodes 1122 amino acids. The transcript has 4 exons. The record is from RefSeq and is marked reviewed. Lineage: Eukaryota; Metazoa; Arthropoda; Insecta; Diptera; Drosophilidae.